AUGAAUACAGACAAUAAAAGAAAUGAUAUGUCGAGUAAUCCGGUUGACCCCCGGCGCCUAGAUAGUUCCGGGCUGUCUGGUGUAAAAUUGGCGACCGGCCACAGGAGGGUGACCCACCAGGCUUCUUAUGGAAACUGGGCUACUGGUGGUAAACAAACCAAAGUACAGCGAAAUCAACACAUAAAAAUAGGCACAUGGAAUGUCCGCGGCCUGCUACAACCAGGGAAGCGAGAGACAGUGGAAUCUGAAAUGCAAAGAUGCGGAGUGGAAAUACUGGGCCUGAGUGAAACGCAUUUCAGAGAUAGUGGACACUUCAAAACUGGAAAUGGAAACAUGAUAUUCCUUGCUGGUAACGGUGAAAAGAACAACAAUGGAGUUGGGUUUAUUGUUGCAAAAAACCUGAAGGACAGUGUACUGGGCUAUGAGGCGAUUGGUGACAAAAUGAUCAGGAUUAGAAUUGGUGCCCGUCCGCACACCCUGAACAUCAUCCAGGUGUAUGCGCCUACAACCGAGUGUACGGAGGAAGAAAUAUCUGAUUUCUACGCAAAACUUGAGACAGUCUGCCAUAUGGGACCGGGGAAGAAGACCACCGUGCUGCUGGGCGAUUUUAAUGAAAAAGUGGGAGAAACUACGCACAAUACACACCUUAACCAAACAGUAGGGAAGUACGGUUUGGGGGUUUACAAUGAGAGAAAACUGUUUCUCCAAUUCUGCAUAGGUAACCAAUUCACCAUCAUGAAUACUUGGUUCAAGCAACACCCACGAAGAUGGCGCUCGUCCAUUACUAAUACCAAGACAUUACCCGGGGCGGACUGCGGAAGCGACCAUCAGUUGCUGGUUACGGAAUUUAAAGCCCGGCUCAAAGUCGUCCAUAAAGCCAGUAACAACAAGGCACUGCACAUGCACGCUGAUGCAAUAUCGCAAUUCAGGCGGGAUAUGGGGACUAGGCUUCUAAAAAUGGAGACGGAUAACAGAAUCAGCCAAUGA
Temnothorax curvispinosus is the source of this 987-nucleotide messenger RNA. RefSeq names its product craniofacial development protein 2-like. The record is from RefSeq and is a predicted model, not a curated record. Lineage: Eukaryota; Metazoa; Arthropoda; Insecta; Hymenoptera; Formicidae. The transcript has 2 exons. Bases 1 to 987 code for a protein of 328 amino acids. Gene Ontology annotation, molecular function: catalytic activity.